CGACCUUCGAAGCGACGUCGACUGUCAGAGGAAUCGGUGUCAAGCGAUGAGGUCCAUGUUCCCACUGCAACAUCUCCUCCAGCCAUGUCCAGGAUCAAGGCGAAGAAAAGCAUCACUACAGUACCAGAAGUGGUUCAAAACGAGGAGUCCAUUCCACAGGCAAUCUUGGAUUCCAGCGAUGCGAACGAAAAUGCCACUUUUAAGGAUCUGGGCGUGGAUACAUGGCUCGUAAAUUCUUUGCGACAUCUUUCCAUCACUCACCCGACCCGGAUUCAGAAAGCCACCAUACCACAAAUUAUAGCUGGGCGAGAUUGUAUAGGAGGGUCCCGCACAGGCUCGGGGAAAACAAUCGCAUUUGCUCUGCCGAUAUUGCAUAAAUGGGCCAAAGAACCAAGUGGCAUAUUCGGCCUCGUUCUAACCCCAACGAGAGAGCUCGCUCUGCAAAUUUUCGAGCAAUUUCAGGCGAUUGGAGGCUCGCAAGGGCUCAGAUGCGUCCUCGUGACGGGCGGAGCUGACAUGCGUGCACAGGCGAUCGAGUUGAGCAAGCGACCACAUGUCGUGAUAGCAACGCCUGGGCGCUUGGCGGAUCACGUUGAGACUUCUGGGGAAGAUACUAUACAUGGGCUGAAAAAGUGCCGGUUCGUCGUACUUGAUGAGGCAGACCGACUGCUAGCAAGUGGCAAGGGAAGCAUGCUGCCUGCUGUUGAGACUUGCCUGGAUGCUCUACCGUCUGCGGCAAAACGACAGACAUGUCUGUUCACCGCCACAGUCACACCAGAGGUCCGUGCACUCAAAGAACGGCCUCGAGAAAAUGGAAAACCUCCAGUGUUCGUAUGUGAGGUUGACAUUGAUAGCCUCGCCAUACCACCGACCCUCACACAAAAUUAUCAGCUGGUCAAUGUUCUUCACAAAGAGAAAUACCUUCAUGUCCUACUCGGUACGCCUGCCAACGUGGAGAAGACAACGAUCGUGUUCUGCAACCGAACAGAAACCGCAAACCUUCUGGAAUACUUGCUACGGUCUUUGGAGCACCGCGUCACUGCCUUGCACUCUGGACUUGAUCAUCAGGACAGAGUGAACAAUCUUGCUCGCUUCCGAGCUCGCGCUGCUCGAAUACUGGUCGCAACGGAUGUGGCUUCACGUGGUCUCGAUAUUCCCGACGUGAGUUUGGUCAUCAAUUACGAUUUGCCGCGCAAUCCGGACGACUACAUCCAUCGUGUAGGCCGUACUGCACGUGCAGGGAGGAAAGGCAUGGCAAUAUCACUCGUUGGCCAACGAGAUGUAGAUGUGGUCCAUGCCAUUGAGGCGCGUGUUGGGAGAGAAUUGGCUGAAUACAAGGAGGAAGGUGUCGGCGUGGAAGGCAGGGUCGUGCGCGAGGCGCUCAAUAUUGUAGGCGACAAGAAGAGAGAAGCCAUGCUGGCCAUUGAGGAAGGCAGAGAUGUGAAGGGCAAGCGGCGGACCGGGCUGUUAAAGAAGCGAAAGCCCUGAUACGGUUUAUUCAAUGCACUUGACGUUUC
This is a messenger RNA of Pseudocercospora fijiensis CIRAD86, 1517 nucleotides long. RefSeq lists its product as uncharacterized. Gene Ontology annotation, molecular function: RNA helicase activity; ATP binding; nucleic acid binding. NCBI's taxonomy places the organism in Eukaryota, Fungi, Ascomycota, Dothideomycetes, Mycosphaerellales, Mycosphaerellaceae. The coding region runs from base 85 to 1488 and encodes 467 amino acids. The transcript has a single exon. The record is from RefSeq and is a predicted model, not a curated record.